This is a messenger RNA of Centruroides sculpturatus (bark scorpion), 1821 nucleotides long. RefSeq names its product RNA-binding protein 28-like. Gene Ontology annotation, molecular function: RNA binding. The coding region runs from base 96 to 1802 and encodes 568 amino acids. Lineage: Eukaryota; Metazoa; Arthropoda; Arachnida; Scorpiones; Buthidae. The record is from RefSeq and is a predicted model, not a curated record. The transcript has 11 exons.
AUUUUAGUCACGUGGAUAACAUGCUGUUUUCGACAAUUUAGGGUUAGCUAAAAAGCUAAUAUCAAUAUUUGUUGUAAUAAAUUUAUUAUUUAAAGAUGAUUGACGACGAUGAAAAGAAAAAAAUGAGAAAAAAACACAAAAAGGGACGACUUAUAAUCAGGAAUUUAUCAUUUAAGAUUACAGAAGAUACUCUGAAACAAAAAUUUUCAAAAUUUGGGAAUAUUAUAGACAUAAAAAUUCCAACAAAGCCAGAUGGAAAAAUGAGAGGCUUUGCAUUUGUUGAAUUUGAGAAAACAGCAUCUGCCAUCAAAGCUAUUAAUGGAUUGAAUGCAAAAGAAAUAUUAGGAAGACCUGUUGCAAUUGAUUUUGCAGUAGCAAAGGACAGAUAUCAGAAGUUAAUGUCACAGAAAAAUCAAACACACAGUAAUUUUAAUGUAGAAAAGGAAAAGACAUCCUCAGAAGAAGAAGAAAGUGAAGAACAAUCAACUAAGCUGGUUAGGAAAAAACGAAAGCUACAUGAAAGAGACCUUAAAAAUAAGAGUGAUUCUACAGAUAAUGAGGAAAGUGAAGAUGAAUCAGAAGAUGAAGAUAAAUCAGGAAAUGAUAGUGAAGAUGAGAGUUCAGAUGAUGAUGAAAGUUCAGUUUUAAAAGAGGAAGUAGAAGAAAGUCCACCAAAGAAGAAAAUAAAAACAGUAAAGCCACAAAGACCAAAUGAUGCUCAUGAAGGAAAGACUUUAUUUAUUAGAAAUUUAUCAUUUGAUACCACUGCAGAUAGCCUGAAGGAAGCUAUGUCUAAAUUUGGUGAAAUUAAAUAUUGUCUUCUCUGCAUUGAUAAAUUAACUGAUUAUCCUAAAGGAACUGCAUUUGUACAAUUCAUAAAUAAAGAAGAUGCAGAAAAAUGUUUAGCUGAAGUAAUGCAACCAGAUAAAAAUAUUAUUUUGGAUGGAAGAAGAUUAAAUGUGAGUCUGGCAAUUAGUCCUGAAGAUAUUAGAAAAAAUAAAGAAGAAAAACAGAAAAAAGGAAAAGACAACAGAAAUUUGAAGCUCUUAACAGAAGGAUUAAUAAGGGCUGGAUCUGAUGCUGCUAAGGGAGUAUCUCAAGCAGAUUUGAAAAAAAGAUUGGAGCUAGAAGCUUACAAGAAAAGGUUAUUGAAAAAUCUCCACUAUUUUAUUUCACCAGUGAGAUUAUGUGUUCAUAAUCUUCCUUCACAUGUGGAUGACAACAAACUCAAGAAAAUAUUUUUGAAAGCUGCUGGACCUCAAGCAAAAGUGAUAAGUGCUAAAGUUAUGAGAAAUCUUAAAAAUCUGGAUGAAAAAGGUGUUGGGAUAUCAAAAGGAUUUGGUUUUGUUGGUUUUACCAGACAUGAAGAUGCACUUCAAGCAUUACGGAAUCUGAAUAAUAAUCCUGAUAUAUUUACUCCAAAUAAGAAUAUUAUUUUGGAUGGAAGAAGAUUAAAUGUGAGUCUGGCAAUUAGUCCUGAAGAUAUUAGAAAAAAUAAAGAAGAAAAACAGAAAAAAGGAAAAGACAACAGAAAUUUGAAGCUCUUAACAGAAGGAUUAAUAAGGGCUGGAUCUGAUGCUGCUAAGGGAGUAUCUCAAGCAGAUUUGAAAAAAAGAUUGGAGUUUUCUUCAAAUAAAAAAGAAUCAUCUACAAAUUUAAACAUAAACAGGAUUAAAGUUCAAAAGCCAAGUCAUUCAAAGGAAAAAACUAAAAUGAAAAAAAAUAAAGGAAAGCCAAAGCUGCAUAAACAAAAAUUAAAAAAAGGAAAGAAGAAUUUUAAGCAAGCUCACAUGGUUUAUUAGGAAUGAAAAAGAUUUAAUA